Molecule: messenger RNA, 2103 nt
Organism: Penicillium chermesinum
Lineage: Eukaryota; Fungi; Ascomycota; Eurotiomycetes; Eurotiales; Aspergillaceae
Gene: sly1
Product: syntaxin-binding protein
Exons: 4
Coding region: 1-2103 (700 amino acids)
Biological process (GO): intracellular protein transport; endoplasmic reticulum to Golgi vesicle-mediated transport
Cellular component (GO): cytosol; Golgi membrane
Molecular function (GO): syntaxin binding
Source: RefSeq, a predicted model, not a curated record
AUGGCGCACCCCAUGUCUCUCCGAGACCGACAGAUUGCGUCAAUCCAAAAGCUACUCAAUUUGAACCACGCCCCCCAGUCGACGGAGGAUGGCCAAGACUCUGGAACCGGGAGUCUCAUCUCCCAUUCAACCCCCAUCCUGAAUGAGGACGGCGACCCAAUUUGGAAAGUUCUGGUCUUUGAUGCUAUGGGCCGAGAUGUCAUUAGCAGUGUACUCAGAGUUAAUGAUCUCCGAGCAUGGGGUGUCACUAUUCAUCUAAACAUCAACGCCCAAAGAUACCCGAUCCCCAAUGUCCCUGUUGUCUAUUUCCUUGAGCCCACCGAAUCCAACAUCCAGGCGAUCACGCGCGAUCUUUCCCAUGGCCUUUACUCCCCCGCCUAUGUGAACUUCUUGUCUUCAAUACCACGGCCCUUGCUUGAAGACUUUGCUUCACAAGUAGCAGCAUCUGGCGCCUCUGAGCACAUUGCACAAGUAUUCGAUCAAUACCUGAACUUCAUCGUCGCCGAGCCUGACUUAUUCAGCCUGGGACUUGGGAAUGAUGCAUACUACAAAAUCAACAGCCCCAAAACAAGCGAUGAGGAUCUGGAUGCAAUUGUAGACAAGGUGGUCAGCGGGUUGUUCAGUGUCAGCGUGACAAUGGGCUCUAUCCCAAUCAUUCGAUGUCCCAAGGGCGGUGCGGCAGAGCUCAUUGCAACCAAGUUGGAUCGGAAACUUCGUGACCACAUUCUAAACUCUAAAGACAACUUGUUCUCUGGUAACCAGCGGGCAUUGCCUGGGGUUCCCUCCACUCGGCCAGUGUUGAUCAUUAUGGACCGAAAUGUUGACCUGGUGCCCAUGCUCUCUCACUCUUGGACAUAUCAGUCCCUUGUGCAGGAUGUGCUGCAAAUGCGGCUGAAUCGCAUUACCUUGGAAGCCGACGGUCAGGACUCAAGCUCCGGUAAAAAGUCGUACGAUCUGACCAGCAGUGAUUUCUUUUGGCAAAAAAAUGCUGGAGCGCCAUUCCCUCAAGUUGCGGAAGAUAUUGAUGCCGAACUCACUCGUUACAAAGAAGAUGCAAACGACAUCACGAAGAAGACCGGCGCCUCCUCGAUUGAAGACCUCCAAAAUGAUACCAGCGCUUCCGCCCAGCAUUUGAAAGCUGCCAUCACCCUGCUUCCUGAACUGCGCGAGCGUAAGGCGAUCCUGGAUAUGCACAUGAAUAUCGCCACUGCGCUGCUCAAGGGUAUCAAAGACCGGCAGCUGGAUAACUUCUUCGAGCUGGAGGAGAACAUCACCAAACAAUCCAAAACCCAAAUACUUGACUUGAUCAAUGAUCCUGCCAAGGGCAGCAAUCCAUCCGACAAACUACGUAUCUUCAUAAUCUGGUUCCUCAGCACCGAGACCGAACUCAACCGCAACGAGAUCACUCAAUUCGAAGAAGCCUUAAUCAGAGCUGGCGUUGCGGAUAUCGCCCCCAUUUCCUACGUCCGUCAAGUGCGCGAGAUCACUCGGAUGACCAUGAUGACGACUGCCGCCCCUGAGCCCCAAUCCUCCGACCUCUUCCGCGGCUUCUCUUCCCUCUCCAACCGCCUCACAGACCGCAUCACCUCUGGGUCCCUGGGCGCCAACUUCGACUCCCUCAUCUCUGGUGUCAAGAACUUCCUCCCCGCAAAUAAGGACUUGACGGUCACGAAGAUCACCGAAUCCAUCAUGGACCCGGCCGCCGCCUCUAGCUCCGCAAUCGCCAAGACGGAAAGCUACCUAUACUUCGAUCCCCGCAGCGCCAACGCUCGCGGCGCAAUGCCGCCAGCUUCUGCCUCGCGUAACCCUCAGAGCGCCGGUGUACCAGGCAUUUCGGGUCCUGGAACAGGAGCGACAUUUGGCCAGCGUCGCCAGGCAUUCAACGAAGCCAUCGUCUUUACCGUCGGCGGUGGUAGUAUGGAUGAGUACGGCAAUUUGCAAGACUGGGUCCAUCGGACGAGUGGGCAGCAGGGGCCUGAUGGAGUGUCCCAGCAGAAUCGAGCGCCCACUGCACGCCGCCGUAUUGUGUAUGGAAGCACAGAUCUGUUGAACGCCAAUGAGUUCUUGACAGAAUCAUUGGCGCCGCUUGGGAAGGAAAGCUAA